AUGUCUGCCUCACUACUCCGACCGCGCUUGGCCGCCACAGGCCUCCGAGCUGCUCCCCGAUCGACGAUAUGCCCGCAUUCGCAAAAAUCCAUCCCCCGGCGCCACAAUUCAAGCUCGACAAGCAGCGCCAGCAGCUCCGGCAGCGGACUCAAGGUCGCGGCUUAUAGCGGAGCGCUCGCAGCAGCCCUUUACGCCUCGUACCUCUAUGCGACCGACACGCGAGCAUUUGUCCACCGAUAUGUCGUCCCGCCGGUGCUUCGGACCGUCGUCCCCGACGCUGAAGAUGCGCACCACGUGGGUGUCAAUGCGCUGAAGUUCCUGUAUGAAGUGGGCUUGAAUCCUCGAGAGCGCGACUCUGCGAGCGACUCCAACCUCGCAACCUCCGUUUUUGAGCACCAAUUGGCAAACCCCAUCGGCAUCUCUGCAGGUCUUGACAAGGAUGGCGAAAUCCCCGAUGCGCUGUUUGCACUGGGAGCUGGCGUCGUUGAAAUCGGAGGCUGCACGCCGCUGCCUCAGGAGGGAAACCCUAAGCCGCGAGUCUUCCGAGUGCCCAUCCUGGACGGAAUGAUCAACCGAUACGGCCUCAACUCGAGGGGAGCAGACGACAUGUCGAUCCGCCUGCGGGACCGACUGCGACGAUUCGCGCGCUCAAUAGGAGUCAGCGAGGAGGAAAUCAUCAGUGGUGAAGCCGGUGUUCCUGUGGGAAGCUUGAAGCCUGGACGCCUACUUGCGGUGCAAAUCGCCAAGAACAAGGAGACGAAUGAAAAGGACGAGCAAGCCAUUGCUUCAGACUACGUCUACUGCACAAAGCGGCUGGCUCGCUAUGCCGAUGUCCUGGUCGUCAACGUCAGCAGCCCCAAUACCCCCGGCCUUCGAGACCUGCAAGCAGCGGAGCCUCUAUCACGACUCCUCUCAGCGGUUGUCGAUGCAGCCUCUCAAACCGAUAGAAAGACCCGCCCCAAAGUGAUGGUCAAGGUUUCUCCCGACGAAGACGAGGACUCCCAGAUGGAAGGCAUCGUCCAGGCUGUGCAGAAGAGUGGCGUUGACGGCAUCAUUGUCGGAAACACCACCAAGAGACGAACCGGCCUAAACCCCAAGGGAGCCCGACUCUCUGUCAGAGAACAAAAGGCUCUGAUGGAGGUAGGUGGCUUCUCCGGCCCAGCCAUGUUUGAGCGAACCUUGGAUCUUGUUGGGCGAUACCGCAAGCUGCUUGACUCGCAACCGGGCGGUGGUAAGGGAGAGCAAAAGGUCCUUUUCGCGACUGGAGGUAUCACAAAUGGAGAACAGGCGCUCAAGGUGUUGAAUGCCGGCGCAAGCGUUGCGAUGGUGUACACGGGACUGGUUUACGGAGGCGUUGGAACUGUUACAAGGAUGAAGCGGGAGAUGCGUGAGGCUCUAUAG
This is a messenger RNA of Trichoderma gamsii, 1401 nucleotides long. Its product is annotated as dihydroorotate oxidase. Gene Ontology annotation, biological process: 'de novo' pyrimidine nucleobase biosynthetic process; pyrimidine ribonucleotide biosynthetic process. The coding region runs from base 1 to 1401 and encodes 466 amino acids. NCBI's taxonomy places the organism in Eukaryota, Fungi, Ascomycota, Sordariomycetes, Hypocreales, Hypocreaceae. The transcript has a single exon. The record is from RefSeq and is a predicted model, not a curated record. Gene Ontology annotation, molecular function: dihydroorotate dehydrogenase activity. Gene Ontology annotation, cellular component: cytoplasm; mitochondrial inner membrane.